Messenger RNA from Pleurotus ostreatus (oyster mushroom), 651 nucleotides. It is a transcript of the gene FAU1, whose product is annotated as 5,10-methenyltetrahydrofolate synthetase. The coding region runs from base 1 to 651 and encodes 216 amino acids. NCBI's taxonomy places the organism in Eukaryota, Fungi, Basidiomycota, Agaricomycetes, Agaricales, Pleurotaceae. The record is from RefSeq and is a predicted model, not a curated record. The transcript has 6 exons. Gene Ontology annotation, molecular function: 5-formyltetrahydrofolate cyclo-ligase activity. Gene Ontology annotation, cellular component: mitochondrion. Gene Ontology annotation, biological process: folic acid-containing compound biosynthetic process; tetrahydrofolate interconversion.
AUGAUUACUUCUGCCUUGAAGAGCCAGAAAAGAAGUUUGAGAAGAACCGUGUCUUCACUCCUGACGACUCUCACGCCGCAUGACAUCCAAUCCCAAUCCAGAGCCAUUGCCAAGAACGUCGAGUCAUUGCUCCCUUUCCGACAGUGCCGGGCUGUCAGCUGUUACUUGAGUAUGCCUUCCGGUGAGGUCGACACUUCGUUUAUUGUAUCAAGCGUCUUGGCCUCUGGGAAGUCACUAUAUGUGCCGAAGAUCGACAAGCUGACGCCGGGGAGGAUGGACAUUCUGCGGGUCUACGAUUCCGAUGACCUGAGCUCUCUACCACCGGGUACAUGGGGGAUCAGGGAGCCCGAUGUCAGCAGAAAUGGCGAGCUUCGACAAAGUGUUCUUGACGACGAUUGCGACGACCUGGACGUUAUCUUGGUUCCCGGUGUUGCCUUCGAUCAUGCUCUGUCUCGACUGGGGCACGGCAAAGGCUACUAUGACCGGUUUAUCUCGUCGUACGUCGCGUCGGGGCGGAAGCGACCAGUGCUAGUCGCCCUGGCCCUCCGCGAGCAGAUCCUCGCAUCAGAAAUCGUACCAAUGGGAGAACAUGAUUGGGCAAUGGAUUACAUUGUGGGGCCUGACGGUGUUAUUACUCGGGGGGAUGUAUGA